AUGCUACCAAGUAUUAAAAAAGAGGAAAGAUUUUUUCUUAUUUGCAGAGACCCAGAAAUAAAUUAUGCUUCUUCUAGAACGGAAAACACUGUGAAAACCAUUACCUUACCAAGGAGAAUAGUAAAUGACCAAAAUAAAUAUUGUUUGAGAAUUAUCGACUCAUUUGGAGAAGAUGAGUCUCCUAAUGGCAAUGGUUCGGUUCCAGAAUCCUUUGGACAUUUACCAACUUUACGAUCAUUGAAUUUAAGUGCGACUGCAGUGAGUGAUCGUAACUUGGCCGAAUUUAGCGCUAGUCGUAGCUUGGUAAAAAUAAUCCUUGAAGAUUGCAAAUGCAUUACAAGUGUGUCUCCGUUAUCUUCUAUAAUUACACUGGAAGAAAUUAAAAUUUGUGGAUGUUCACAAGUGUCUAAUGUAGGUAUUUUAGGUGUACUUCCUUCCCUUCGAAUUCUUGAUGCGAGCAAGACUGCAGUGACGAAUGACGGAUUAAAAGGACUUGAAGAAACCUCUACUCUAGUUAAAAUUAUUUUGGAAGAAUGUGGAGGUCUUAAAGGUGUAAACACUUUGUCUUCUAUUAAACCACUUGAAGAAAUAAGUCUUCGGGGUUGUAAUCAGUUAAAGAACAUUGGUGGAUUGGGUUUACUUACAAAGUUACAAAUACUUGAUGUAAGUAAAACACCUUUAAGAGAUAGCGAUUUGAUGGGUCUUGGAGCAAGUCGUAGUCUUCAAAAAAUACUUCUUUUAGAUUGCAAAAGUUUGACAAGUGUAAAUACGUUAACUUCUAUUCGUACACUAAAAGAGAUUUUUCUUGCCGGGUGUUUACGAUUAAAGACAAUUGGUGUGUUGGGAACUCUACCUGUACUACGAUCAGUUGAUGUAAGUAGAUCUUCCAUAACAGAUGAUGGUUUGGAAGGUCUUUCUGAAAGUCCCAGUUUGCUUAAUAUUAUUCUUGAAGAUUGUAAUUCUUUAACAGAUGUAUCUAUUCUCUCUUCUAUUAUAACGCUUGAGGAAAUAAAACUUCGAGGAUGUAUUCGAGUUACUACUCUUGGUGCUCUUGGUUUACUUCCUAUGUUGCGAAUCCUCGAUGGAAGUAAAACUUCUGUAACAGACGAUGGUUUAGAAGGUCUUUCUAGAAGCCGAAGCUUGGUUAAGAUUAUUCUUGAAGAAUGUGAUUCUCUAACGAAUGUAUCUAUUCUCUCUUCUAUUGUAACACUUGAGGAAAUAAAACUUAGAGGAUGUAUUCGAGUUACUACUCUUGGUAGUCUUGGUUUACUUCCUAUGUUGGUAAUCCUUGAUGCAAGCAAAACUGCUGUAACAGAUACUGGUAUCAGAGGACUUGGUGCAAGUCAUUCCUUAAGUAAAAUUUUUCUUGAAGAUUGUGGAAAUCUCACAAGUGUGCUAACACUUUCUUCUAUAUAUUCAUUGGAAGAAAUGUAUAUUCAAGGAUGCUUACGAAUGACAAGUAUUGGAAUUUUGGGUACCUUACCCACCCUACGCUUACUUGAUGCAAGCAAUACUCCUGUAACAGAUGAUGGUUUAAAGGGUUUAGGUGAUAGUUGCAGCCUGUCAAAGAUAUCUCUUGAAGAUUGCAAGAACCUUACUAAUGUAGCUUCUCUUGCUUCCAUACAUACACUUACAGAGAUAAAUCUUCGUGGUUGUACAGGUCUGAUGAACCUUGGUACACUUCCUCUUCACCGAGAAGUGAUGAGUCCGUUGCAUUUAAGAGAAAUCAGAAUGACAAGAGAAAUGUGA
Messenger RNA from Trypanosoma theileri, 1749 nucleotides. RefSeq names its product leucine-rich repeat protein 1 (LRRP1). Gene Ontology annotation, biological process: SCF-dependent proteasomal ubiquitin-dependent protein catabolic process. Gene Ontology annotation, cellular component: SCF ubiquitin ligase complex. The record is from RefSeq and is a predicted model, not a curated record. The coding region runs from base 1 to 1749 and encodes 582 amino acids. Lineage: Eukaryota; Euglenozoa; Kinetoplastea; Trypanosomatida; Trypanosomatidae. The transcript has a single exon.